Messenger RNA from Daldinia decipiens, 444 nucleotides. Its product is annotated as V-type ATPase. Gene Ontology annotation, biological process: proton transmembrane transport. NCBI's taxonomy places the organism in Eukaryota, Fungi, Ascomycota, Sordariomycetes, Xylariales, Hypoxylaceae. The coding region runs from base 1 to 444 and encodes 147 amino acids. The transcript has 5 exons. Gene Ontology annotation, cellular component: proton-transporting V-type ATPase, V0 domain. The record is from RefSeq and is a predicted model, not a curated record. Gene Ontology annotation, molecular function: proton-transporting ATPase activity, rotational mechanism.
AUGGGAGACGAUCCUCACUUGGGUACCAUAUCCUUCUUCGGAGCGAUGGGUUGCGCAGCCGCCAUCAUCUUCACAGUCUUGGGCGCAUCUUACGGCACCGCCAAGUCAGCCGAGGCAAUAUUCACGUCGGGCGUAACCCGCCCAGAUCGGCUGAUGCAGAACACGUUCUGCGCGAUCAUGGCUCAGAUCCUCUCCAUCUACGGCCUGGUAGCCAGCGGCUUCCUCCCGCUAGGUGCCGGCAUCAGCGUCGGGCUUAGUGGCCUCGCGGCUAGAUUCGCUAUCGGUAUAGUUGGGGAUGCGGGAGCUAAUAGUCAGCAGCCGCGGCUCUACGUCGGCAUGGUUUUGAUUAUAAUAUUCGCUGAAGUCCUUGGUCUUUACGGCGUUAUCGUUGGAAUCCUAAUGUUAACCAAGUCGAAGGAGAACAUCACCCAGUGUCUGUACUAA